GUAGUAAAGGCCGCGACAAGGGGGCCGACCAGUAUGAUGCGUGUGCUGCGCCACCCAGCAAACAUAAGUGGUCAUUGGCUUUAUGCAAGCCAACCAAAAACCCCGCUAGAGAAAGCGAGGCUCUGGUCGCGCCUUGCAGUUCUUAGUUCUUCUAUUUUAUAGCCUCGCUCUCCCAAGUUUUGGAGAUCCUGCUAAAUAUUGUGAACAGCCUGAUCUCCCUAUUUGAAAAGAAAAUCAGAACAACAAAGAAGAAAAGGAAAGAAGACCUCUCAAUAUGAUGCUCAUCACGCUGGGCGUUUUCUUCGCAAAAUUUGGCAAAUCAGCCGCAAAGUCCUGUUAUGCCCCUGACGGAACCCCAGUUGAGGACGACAUAUAUGCUCCAUGUAUUGCGAUUGAAGGGGUAGAGUCGAUGUGCUGCCGGAUUAAUGACACAAACCCCGAUGAAUGCCGUGCCGAUGGCCUUUGUUACACAAACAUGACGGGGUACGCAGGAUAUUGGAGAGACUUCUGUACUGAUGAGACAUGGGAUACCCCGAAUUGCCUAUCAAAGUCAAUCUGCAACACUACGGCAGGGGGAAAUUCAAGUUGGACAUACUACAUGACACCCUGCGGUGGUGUUGAUUACUGUUGUGGUGAUGAUCCCUCAUGUUGCAGCGGAGACAGUGUCUUUUCCAUCAAAGAUACUCUUGUCACGAUCGGAGGUGUAGCUACAACCACUGUUACAGCGACGAGCUCAGCAGAAGUGAACGGUACAAAUUCUGGUUCAUCAGAUGAGUCCACUAAGCUCGCAAUUGGCCUUGGUGUUGCCAUUCCUUUGACCGCUAUAGCGGGUGCCAUGCUAGGGGCCGGAUUCCUCUGGGGAAGGAAGAUAACGCAGCGCAAAUGGCUGCAGGCCACAAAUCAUGAGGGUACUGCUGGACCGUUACUGCAACCAAUACUACAGCAAGGGAUUGUUCCAAAUUAUCAUCAAAGUUAUCCUCAUGAGGUAUCGGCAUCUCAGUUAUCACCGACCGAAUUACCAGGGGGUAAAUGAUGGAUAUAUAUCCACUUUACAGAUCAAAGCUUAGAGCCUGGGACAUUGGGGGUAGAGUGGUUAAUACUCAGGCCAGGUCAGGUUAAAUACUGUUAUUAGAGUAGGAUAGCCAGUUGGUUGUAAACCCAGCAGGUCAUGUAACUAAUAUGAAGUUUAAAUAUAAAAACUGUUUGAU
This is a messenger RNA of Aspergillus piperis CBS 112811, 1208 nucleotides long. RefSeq lists its product as uncharacterized. Bases 275 to 1033 code for a protein of 252 amino acids. The transcript has 2 exons. Lineage: Eukaryota; Fungi; Ascomycota; Eurotiomycetes; Eurotiales; Aspergillaceae. The record is from RefSeq and is a predicted model, not a curated record.